This is a messenger RNA of Triticum dicoccoides, 2163 nucleotides long. Its product is annotated as pathogenesis-related genes transcriptional activator PTI6-like. The record is from RefSeq and is a predicted model, not a curated record. The transcript is spliced from 4 exons. Gene Ontology annotation, biological process: regulation of DNA-templated transcription. Gene Ontology annotation, molecular function: DNA-binding transcription factor activity; DNA binding. The coding region runs from base 1014 to 1943 and encodes 309 amino acids. NCBI's taxonomy places the organism in Eukaryota, Viridiplantae, Streptophyta, Magnoliopsida, Poales, Poaceae.
UCCAAUGUUCUCCCUCGCAAGAUCGGUCCGGCCGUUCGUCCCCGUCGAGGACAUGGAUCGGUCUCCCGUCUCCCCUGAUUUCUUGCCGAAAGUCUGGUCUUUUUGCGGUGAAUCGUUCCUGUUUUGGUAAUCGCGGGGAAAAUACCGGGGAUUUCGGUCCGGGCUGUUGCCGAGUUUUUUUCCUCUCUUCGAGGAUUUCUGCCGAUCUGGUCAUGUUCUUUCCGUAAAUUUCUAAACUGAAAACAUGGAAGGUUUUUUUAUCCGGUGAUUGAAAGAUGGAAAAAAAAUUUGUCCUAGGUGUUUGGUCCUUGCGCAGUCCCCCUUCUCUUGCCGAUUGAUUUGCCUGUCAUAUAAUCUCUCGUGUUCUUUUUAUUUUCUCCUUCUGUUAACACUUUCCGUUCGUGGUGUUGGUGCGAUGAUCGCAGAGUUGGAGUAGAGACCGCCAGCACGAGCGAUCGCUCUUGAUUUAUGUCGCCUGCUCUACUGCUCCAUGGUUCUGAGCUCCCAUCACCAUCACCUCCUUCCGCUUUUUGUUGCCUUCUCCCCCAAGCUCGGCAGAGGGGCGCCAGAACUCAAGAUUAUCGCUUCAAGAUCUCCCGGUAAAUUUGGAUUUGGGGUGAAGUACUCUGGAUUUCUGCAUUUAGACCAGUGCCCCGUGCACGUGAAGUAAUAACAAUACAAGAAUCCCCCAAAUCACGAUAAGCUUGGUUUGGUUUGGGUGGAUUAAGUUCAGCACUCCCCCCUCAGUUUCAUUGACAUUCCUCAAGUUCAUAAACAAUCAGCCAGAAAGCAGAUUUCUUUUGCGAGUCUUCACAGAAAAAGAAUAACUCCGUCUUCUCUCCAGUUUUAAUCAGAAGUUUGAGACAACUCGGUUUCUGAUUUUGGAGAUUGUGCGCUCAGGCUCUCAACCAGGAGUUUCCGUCCUGGGAUUUAACAUUUCAGUCGAUUGUAGUCAAGGUUAAUAAUUCAAUAAUCUUUGGAUCUUAAGAUUAAGGGGCUUGUUGCACAAAGAGAUGAUGGUACCUUGUUCGCGGAAGGUCCGCAUUUCCUGCUGUGAUCCUGACGCCACCGAUUCCUCUGAUGAAGAUGAUCGGCAUGCGAAGAAGGAAAAGAGAAUGACAAUGGAGGUACUAGUUCCAGUGAAAACCUCCGGACCCCUCAAGUCUCGAAAGACCCUUGUGCCAUGUGGCACCAAGAAAUCAAUGGGUACAGAGAAGAAGCAACCAACCAGCAAGUACCCUGGUGUGCGCCUGCGGUCAUGGGGUAAGUGGGCUGCGGAGAUACGUGAUCCUGUGAGCAAGACCCGGAAAUGGAUUGGCACAUUUACCUCUGAGGAGGCCGCUGCUGCAGCAUAUGAGGCAGAACGGAACCGGGUACGCACUGAGAUGUUGGCCAUCAAAUCUCGGUCACCUCCAUCAGAACAUGAAGCUGUGUCCAGCGAAGCUACUGUAUCCUGUGUGUCUUCAUCUGUGUCGUCCGGUGACCAGAAAGCACAAGAGGUACACAAGUUAGCGUCAAUGGAGAUAGACCCUGACACUGCUGAUGAGAGCUUACUGCACUGCUCACCGGAACCGCUAGGUAAAGAAAUCCAGGUAGAUGCUUUCCUUGGCCGGAUGAAUGUUGAUGAAAGCUUAGUGCACUGCUCAUCGACACCUAGCGAUGAAGAAAUUCCUGUGGAUGCAUUCCGCAGCCAGAUGAACGAGCUUCCUAUCGGCGACUAUGUUUGCGCAACUGACAAACUCUCACUGGAUGAUAUUUCAAGGCUGGCAGAUAUGUUUCCUGUCAAUGACUUCGUCGACACAACAGGCGAGCCGCCUGGUGACGACUACAUCGGGCUGGCAGACAUCAGCCAUCUACCGAUGCCAAUGUUCGAGUUGGAUGCAGAACUUAAUUGGGAAGGCUUCGACUUUGCUUCGAUGGAACGUGAACUAGAGAAACUUUGAGGCCUCAACACAUUGAGGUUUUCAUCUUUCUGAGCGAUGUCAGGGUGAGUUUGUGAUCAGGAGAUGUGUUCAUCUCCAAUUUUGUCGGAAAUUGUACAGUCUUCCCCUCUAGAUUAAUCUGGUUGAGCCUUAUAUGUACCGUGUAAUAUGUACAUGAUCAUCUAAUUCGAAUCUGCUAUUGAAAUUCAUAAUGGAAGCUCGAUCGUGUGUCUUCUUGUUA